CGCACGUUCGCGUCCGGGUCAACAGGUCAACGCGCCUGACUGGCGCCGCCGUAAAUGGCGCUGGUGGCGGGAAAGUUGAGUGUCUGGUUCGCCGAGCAUCCGGGGCGAUGUGUAGUGACUUCCACAGGGCGGAGUCUGGGACGGAGCUCCUUGCCCGGCUUGAAGGAAGGCGGUCCUUGAAAGAAAUAGAACCCUGUCUGUUUGUCGAUGAAGAUGAACCUGUGCAUGGUGAUAUUCUUGAAUUUCAUGGUCCAGAAGGAACAGGAAAGACAGAAAUGCUUUAUCAUUUAACAGCACGGUGCAUUCUUCCACAAUCAGCAGGUGGACUGGAAAUAGAAGUCUUAUUUAUUGAUACAGAUUACCACUUUGACCUGCUUCGGCUUGUUACAAUUCUUGAGCAUAGACUACCCCAGAGUUCUGAAGAAAUAAUAAAAUACUGCCUUGGCAGGUUUUUCCUGGUGUACUGCUGCAGUAGCAGCCAGUUGCUGCUCACACUCUACUCCCUAGAAGCCAUGUUUUGUAGUCACCCCUCUCUCUGCCUUUUGAUUUUGGAUAGCUUGUCCGCUUUCUACUGGAUAGACCGAGCCAAUGGAGGAGAAAGUGUUAACUUACAGGAGUCUACUCUGAAGAAGUGUUCUCAGCUCUUAGAGAAACUUGUAAAUGAGUAUUGCUUGGUUCUUUUUGCAACAACACAGAGUAUAAUGCAGAAAACCUCAAACUCCACGGAAGGUUCUUCCUCUGCCGUUAAGCGCCCGAGCGAUACGAGUGUGGACUACAGACCCUACCUCUGUAAGGCAUGGCAGCAGCUGGUCAAGCAGAGGGUGUUUUUCUCCAAAGACGAUGCUAAAGCCAGUAACCAAUUUUCUUUAGUUUCACGUAAUUUAAAAAGCAACACUUUAAAAAAACAUGUUUUUAUUAUUGGGGAAAGUGGGGUAGAAUUUUGUUGAUAUAUAUCAAAAUACUCUUGCAGGAUAUUAUGCAAGGUUUUAAAAGUCUUGAGAAAAAAAUAAAGAGGAAAAAGUCUUAAAUAGGCUAAAGUGAUUCAAUUCUGAAGUUUUAAACUCUAAAGGAAUUAACAUAACAGUAUUUCUACACAGUAUGGAUCUCUUAAACUAGUACAGUAAACCUCAGAAUUUGUUCAAGUUUACUCAAAGUGAUAUUAACAGUUAAACUAUAGAUUAAAUUUAUUUUAUUAUUUUUUA
Myotis davidii is the source of this 1202-nucleotide messenger RNA. It is a transcript of the gene XRCC2, whose product is annotated as X-ray repair complementing defective repair in Chinese hamster cells 2. The transcript has 3 exons. Gene Ontology annotation, biological process: double-strand break repair via homologous recombination; DNA strand invasion. NCBI's taxonomy places the organism in Eukaryota, Metazoa, Chordata, Mammalia, Chiroptera, Vespertilionidae. Bases 108 to 947 code for a protein of 279 amino acids. Gene Ontology annotation, cellular component: Rad51B-Rad51C-Rad51D-XRCC2 complex; centrosome; replication fork. The record is from RefSeq and is a predicted model, not a curated record. Gene Ontology annotation, molecular function: four-way junction DNA binding; ATP binding; ATP-dependent DNA damage sensor activity.